Molecule: messenger RNA, 5147 nt
Organism: Drosophila ananassae
Lineage: Eukaryota; Metazoa; Arthropoda; Insecta; Diptera; Drosophilidae
Gene: Pld
Product: phospholipase D2
Exons: 10
Coding region: 675-4793 (1372 amino acids)
Biological process (GO): intracellular signal transduction; phosphatidic acid biosynthetic process; cell motility
Molecular function (GO): phosphatidylinositol binding; D-type glycerophospholipase activity
Source: RefSeq, a predicted model, not a curated record
GAGCUGGUACUCGCCUCUGGUUCUAGUUCUUGUUCUGCCGCGAAUCCGGGGCAGCGUGGCACUUCUCUCUUUCGCUCCGUACUGUUUUUUUUUGCGUGUUAAUGCUACGUCGCGCUAAUUUCGGGGCUCCAACUUCCGUUAGUCGGGCGGCCGCUGAACGUAAACAAAGCUGCGGCCCAUCUCCGCCAGUGGUCGUCGCAGACGUGUCAUUGCCUCGGUGGGAGAAUCGGAAAAAGUGCAUCUGUGAUGUGUAAACACCAUGGUCAAGGCAACAGACUCGGAUCCCACAUGGUGCACACGCCGCAGACGCGAUUGCAGUACAUUUUACGGGCCGCUUUGAUGAGGCACGAGCCUAUGGCCGAAAUAUCCGAAUAAUUUGUGCGUGCGAGUGUUUGUGAGGUUGUGAGUGCGGCGUUGUGCAAAACAUUUAUGAGCUGGAAGCGCCAAAAGGCAAAAGCCAAAACACCAAAACACCAAAUCCCAAAACGAAAUGCGAAUGCGAAUGAAAUAGCAGGGCCUGUUCCAACACAUCCCGCCGGAACAGCGCAGGGAGAUUCCGAAAAUGAGAUGAUCCAACAAGAGCAACAACACAGAGGAAUAAAACCAAAAACCGCAUGCCAAAAAUAAAAUAAAACAAAUUUAAUUGGAACAUCAACAUUGGCACAUCCCGCAGAAUGAUGGCCAAGUCCACCGACGUCCACAACGGCAGCGCCAUCGACCACAAUGGGCCCACCCAUAAUAGGGAGGCCCUGCAACUGCACCUGCCCUCGGAGGCGGCGGCGGCGUCCAGUCUGCAGCACCUGCAGGUGCGACGUCAUCGCCGCAGCAUCUCGCAGCUGAUGGCCAGCAUGGCGGAAUAUCCCACAGACGAUGUGUACCGCCCCACCCACUUUAACGGCUACGUAAACCGGGGAUACGAUGGUUUAGACAAUUCCUUCUACUUCACACAGUUUGAGGCCAUGGCUGCGGCACGCAGCGGCGACGGAGCGGUCUUGCCUCCAUAUGCCACCGACUCUGAGGCUGAGUUUGGCAGCCCGGGCGCGUCGGCGGAGGACUCCAACAACGAGGAGUUCCGGGACUGCACGGACGACGUGGUGGCUGAGCACCAGAGUCGCUGUCUACCCGAGUUCCAGUUCUCGUUGGUGGACUCCGAGUAUGAUGAGACUCUGGGCUUCCCCGACUCCGUGACCAUCCUCUCGAACGUGGGCGACAAGCCGGUCCUGGUGGAGCGCAAGGAGACGGACGACGACGAUGAGGAGUUCGACGACGACGAGAACAACAGCGUGGUGCUGCGCCAUGAGAUUCCCUUUACGAGCAUUUAUGGUCCCAGUGUAAAGUUCAACUCCUUCCAGCGAAAGGUGUUCAUUCCGGGUCGCGAGAUCCACGUCCGGAUCGUCGACACGGAGCGUAGUGUCACCACGCAUCUCCUGAAUCCAAAUCUGUACACCAUCGAGCUCACCCAUGGACCCUUCAAAUGGACCAUCAAGCGGCGCUACAAGCACUUCAACUCGCUGCACCAGCAGCUCAGCUUCUUCCGCACAUCGCUCAACAUUCCAUUCCCCAGCCGGAGUCACAAGGAAAAGCGGACCACGCUCAAGGCCACCGCCAGCCAGAUGGCUGACGAAUCCACCCUCAAGGACCUGCCCGCCCACACCAAGGUCAAGCAGUCGGCAGGUUCCAGUGGCCAGGGAAACAACAACAAUAACAGCUCGAACGGCACUGCAGGCAAUGUCGUCGCGAUGGUCAGUCCCGGGCACAGUUCAAUUCUGGCGGGACUCACGCCACGGCGCAUCCAGAAGAAGCGGAAAAAGAAGAAAAAGCGGAAGCUACCGCGCUUCCCCAAUCGGCCGGAGAGUCUGGUGACCGUAGAGAACCUGGUUGUGAGGAUAAAGCAGCUCGAGGAUUACCUGUACAACCUGCUGAACAUCAGUCUGUAUCGCUCCCACCACGAAACGCUGAAUUUCGUUGAAGCCUCCAAUGUGUCCUUCGUACCCGGCCUGGGAAUCAAGGGCAAGGAGGGCCUGAUCCUCAAGAGAACGGGCUCCACGCGACCGGGACAGGCGGGCUGCAACUUCUUCGGCUGCUUCCAGAAGAACUGCUGUGUGCGCUGCAACUACUUCUGUUCGGACGUGGUCUGUGGAACGUGGCGCAGUCGGUGGUUCUUCGUGAAGGAGACUUGCUUUGGAUACAUCCGACCCACUGACGGCAGCAUCCGGGCGGUGAUUCUGUUCGACCAGGGCUUCGACGUCUCCACGGGCAUCUACCAGACAGGCAUGCGGAAGGGCCUCCAGGUGCUGACGAACAACCGGCACAUCGUGCUCAAGUGCUGGACCCGGCGCAAGUGCAAGGAGUGGAUGCAGUACCUCAAGCACACGGCCAACUCCUACGCCCGCGACUUCACUAUGGCCAACCCGCACAUGUCCUACGCGCCCAUGCGUGCCAAUACCCAGGCAACCUGGUACGUUGACGGCGCCCAGUACAUGUCCGCCGUGGCCGACGGCCUGGAGGCGGCCACCGAGGAGAUCUACAUCGCCGACUGGUGGCUCAGCCCGGAGAUCUACAUGAAGCGGCCGGCGCUCGACGGCGACUACUGGCGCCUGGACAAAAUCCUGCUGCGCAAGGCUGAGCAGGGUGUGCGCGUCUUCGUGCUGCUCUACAAGGAGGUGGAGAUGGCGCUGGGCAUCAACAGCUACUACAGCAAGUCGACGCUGGCGAAGCACGAAAACAUUAAGGUCAUGCGACACCCGGACCACGCCAGGGGUGGUAUACUCUUGUGGGCCCAUCACGAGAAGAUCGUGGUCAUUGACCAGACCUAUGCCUACAUGGGGGGCAUAGACUUGUGCUACGGGCGCUGGGACGACCACCACCAUCGCCUCACAGACCUGGGUAGUAUAUCUACCGCCUCGGUUUCAGGCAGUACGCGCAGGACACCUAGUCUGUACUUCAACAAGGACGAUACAGACUCGGCGUUCGGGUCCCGUAAGUCCUCCCGGAAUGCCCACUACGAGUCGUCUACCAAGGAGCGAUCGCCUUCGCCUCCACCGCCGGAUGAACCAAGUACCAGCAUCGAGAUGAGGCAGUUAAAGCCCGGCGAUCGCCUGCUGAUUCCAUCAAUGCUCGUCGCGAGUCCCGUGGACACGCCAACUGAGUCCAUGGCUGCGCUGGAGGGAAUGAAGCUCAAUACCCCGGAGAUGGAGCGCAAGAACGUGCUGGACAGGCUAAAGAACAACGCCAUGAAGGGCGCCAAGAUGGGCAAGGACUUUAUGAACCGCCUGACCGCCACGGACGCGGCUGAGGAGAAGGCGGACGAGGUGAUCACCGUCGAGACCCAAACCAUGUCGGUCCACGAGACCACCGUCACCUCGGUCGCUGGCGGCCAGGAGGUGACCAUUACCGCCAACAGCACGCAAAUACUCAGCGAGUUUUACGGCCAGGCCAAGUACUGGUUCGGCAAGGACUACUCCAACUUCAUACUCAAGGACUGGAUGAACCUCAACUCGCCCUUCGUGGACAUCAUUGAUCGCACCACCACUCCGCGGAUGCCUUGGCACGACGUAGGUUUCUGCGUCGCCGGCGCGUCCGCUCGGGACGUGGCCCGCCACUUCAUCCAGCGCUGGAACGCCAUGAAGCUGGAGAAGCUGCGUGACAACACGCGUUUCCCUUACCUGAUCCCCAAGAGCUACCACCAAAUCAGGGUCAAUUCGCACCUGCAGCAACUGCAGGCUCGUCGCCAGCAGCGGGUCACCUGCCAGCUUCUGCGCAGUGUCUCCGCCUGGAGCUGCGGCUUCAUCGAGGCCGAUCUGGUGGAGCAGAGCAUCCACGACGCCUACAUCCAGACCAUCACCAAGGCACAGCACUACGUUUACAUAGAGAACCAGUUCUUCAUCACCAUGCAGCUGGGCGUGGGAGUUCCGGGAGCGCACAACAAUGUCCGGAACCAGAUCGGCGAGAGCCUCUUCAAGCGCAUCGUUCGAGCGCACAAGGAACGGAAGCCAUUCCGGGUUUAUGUGAUAAUGCCGCUUCUUCCGGGCUUCGAGGGCGAUGUGGGUGGCAGUACGGGAAUUGCCGUGAGGGCCAUAACCCACUGGAACUACGCCUCCAUAUCCAGGGGACGCACUGCAAUCCUCAAUCGCCUGCAGGAGGCGGGCAUUUCUGAGCCUCAAAACUACAUCUCGUUCCACAGCCUGCGCAAUCACUCCUUCCUGAACAAUACGCCGAUUACGGAGCUGAUCUACGUGCACUCCAAGCUGCUGAUUGCCGACGAUCGGGUGGUGAUCUGCGGCUCAGCGAACAUCAACGAUCGCUCUAUGAUUGGGAAGCGGGACUCCGAAAUAGCGGCCAUAAUCAUGGACGAGGAGUUCGAGGACGGUCGCAUGAACGGGAGAAGGAAUCCGAGCGGAGUGUUUGCCGGUCGCCUCCGGAAAUAUCUUUUUAAGGAGCAUCUUGGCCUUCUGGAAGGAGAAGGAUCCAGUCGCUCCGACUUGGACAUCAGCGACCCAGUCUGCGACGAGUUCUGGCACGGCACCUGGCGUCGGAUCUCCUCACGGAACACGGAGAUCUACGACGAGGUGUUCAAGUGCAUUCCCACGGAUUUCGUAAAAACAUUCAACAGUCUUCGCAAAUACCAGGAAGAGCCUCCUCUGGCCAAAACAGAUCCUGAGAUGGCCGUGAAUCGCGCCAACGAAAUUCAGGGCCACCUGGUAAACCUGCCAUUGGAGUUCCUCAACAAGGAGGUGCUCACGCCGCCCGGAACCAGCAAAGAAGGCCUCAUUCCUACCUCUGUAUGGACAUAGUCUGCCAAAAGUCUCAAAGACGACACUAGCUCUAAGAUUUCCCGCUCUAAGGAUCGCCCUACCUUUGCCAGGACCACCCACCAAAAGCGCCUAACUUUAACGCCUUGUCAUUGCCGAGUCAUAACUUUGUAUAUUGUACAUACAAACCGUAGAUCCUUGUGGGAUUAACUACUUUUAUCCAAUACCUGUUACUCUGCCUUACUACUAGUUAAUUUAUUAUACGCUGUAUGUCUUUGUCCCCUAUUAGUUUUUAUGUAGAACUAAAUUGUUAUUCCUUUAUAAUGUUAAAACAGUAUUUUAGACUGCUUUACGAAUGUUUAUUAAAGUGAUAUGGAGUGCAAAUAGAAACCAAAA